AUGGCCGCCUUAACAACAGCCCCCGCGUCCUCCUCCUCACUUGCAACCCCCCAAGCUCCUCCGCCAGCAACCAUGAAAUCCAAGCCCGCUGCAGCACCGGUCUCAAUCCUCCCCGGCCAAUUCGCACAGAUAUACUCGCUCAUCCAUCCAGCUCUUCUGCUCUCCUUGCUGGUUCUCCGCUUCGGCUCCGUUAUCGAUGACCCCGUCACGGAGUUACUUCAUGACCUCCCGAUUCUGGUCGUGCUGCAGGUCGCCUUCGCCAUGAUUUGUCUUCCUCCUGCCGGCGCUGCGAAACCUUCUUCUUCUCCUCCCUCAGCUCAAGGAGAAGCAAGCACAGCUGUCGCAGAGGAAAAGACAACCGCGAGUAGGAAAAUCGGCUCUCGUCGUCGUCAUGCAGCGGGGAAGAGCUCCUCUUCUCCUUCGAUGAUGGGCUGUAUCUGUGCUAAACUAACCCCCGCCCUCCUCUCCCUAACCCUAACUUCCCUCCUCGCAACCCCCGUCCUCAGCAUCCUGCUGAUCCUCUUCGGUGCCCCGCUCCGCACCCACCACGCCCUCACUCUCCUUUGCGCAGCCCAUAUGGCCCUCCUCGCCUGCUUCCCGCUGAUCUACGUGCACGGCGUGGACGGCCCCAUCUGGCGCGAGAUCUGGGCUGUCUCGCGCCCAGUAGAUAGUGUUUCGGCUGGUGCGCUGGGAACAUGCUUGGGGGCAUGGUUUGGGGCUGUUCCUAUCCCGCUGGAUUGGGAUCGUCCGUGGCAGGCCUACCCAAUUACCAUUCUGACCGGGGCGUACUUGGGGCACUUGGUUGGUGUGCUUGGUGGAAGGUCGGAGUGGGUGUUUGGAAAGAGAAUCGAUUUCACCAAGGAGGAGAGGAAUGUCAAGGUUGAGUAA
This is a messenger RNA of Aspergillus ochraceoroseus IBT 24754, 888 nucleotides long. RefSeq names its product PIG-F family protein. The transcript has 3 exons. Bases 1 to 888 code for a protein of 295 amino acids. Gene Ontology annotation, biological process: GPI anchor biosynthetic process. Gene Ontology annotation, cellular component: endoplasmic reticulum membrane. NCBI's taxonomy places the organism in Eukaryota, Fungi, Ascomycota, Eurotiomycetes, Eurotiales, Aspergillaceae. The record is from RefSeq and is a predicted model, not a curated record.